Molecule: messenger RNA, 1198 nt
Organism: Sitophilus oryzae (rice weevil)
Lineage: Eukaryota; Metazoa; Arthropoda; Insecta; Coleoptera; Curculionidae
Gene: PpV
Product: serine/threonine-protein phosphatase 6 catalytic subunit
Exons: 6
Coding region: 187-1101 (304 amino acids)
Biological process (GO): peptidyl-serine dephosphorylation; G1/S transition of mitotic cell cycle
Cellular component (GO): cytoplasm
Molecular function (GO): protein serine/threonine phosphatase activity
Source: RefSeq, a predicted model, not a curated record
AUGUUCAAAAAAGUUAAUAAAAAACAGUGAUGUUAUAUAAAUUUAAAUUUUAAUUCAAAAAAUAAUUUAAUAACAAGAGUAUAGUUGUUCUCUAGUAUAUAAAAGUAGUCUUUCGUCCUCCAAAGAAAGAAGAUAUGUUCAAGCUGCAAUAACCUUCUUCUGACUCCGCUGAUAACUCACACAAAAAUGUCCUCGGAGCUCGAUAACUGGAUAGAAAUCGCUCAGCAAUGUAAAUAUUUACCUGAAAACGACUUGAAAAAGCUAUGUGAUAUCGUAAGCAGCAUUCUAAUUGAAGAAUCGAAUGUCCAGCCUGUAUCCACCCCCGUUACGAUUUGUGGUGACAUUCAUGGACAGUUCUACGAUCUGGAAGAGCUGUUCAGGAAAGGAGGUCAAGUUCCAGAUACAAAUUAUAUAUUCCUAGGUGAUUUUGUGGACCGAGGAUAUUACAGUUUAGAAACAUUCACUAGGUUACUUACUCUAAAAGCUAAAUACCCCAAUAAGAUUACUUUGUUAAGGGGGAACCAUGAGAGUAGACAAAUUACACAAGUAUAUGGAUUUUAUGAUGAGUGCAUGGCUAAAUAUGGGAACGUGAAUGCUUGGAAGUAUUGCUGUAGUGUUUUUGAUCUCUUAACUGUUGCUGCAAUUGUGGAUGAAAAAAUUCUUUGUGUACAUGGUGGUUUGAGUCCGGAUAUAAAAACCCUAGAUCAAAUUAGAAAACUAGAAAGGAAUCAAGAAAUUCCUCAUAAAGGCGCGUUUUGUGAUUUGGUAUGGUCGGAUCCUGAUGAAGUAGAGACAUGGGCCACGAGUCCAAGAGGAGCUGGUUUCUUGUUUGGUGCCAAGGUGACUCAAGAUUUUAUUUCGAUAAAUGCCUUAACUUUGAUUUGUCGAGCACAUCAGUUAGUUCAUGAAGGAUACAAAUACAUGUUCGACGACAAACUGGUCACCGUAUGGUCCGCCCCCAACUACUGCUACCGAUGCGGCAACAUCGCCAGCAUUUUGGAAUGUACCACGACGGAGAAGAUCGAACCGAAGCUCUUCAGCGCCGUGCCCGACUCCGAACGUGUGAUCCCGAGUCGAAUCGUCACCCCCUACUUUUUGUAAUUACAUACUCUGUCGUCCUUAAUUUAAUUUUAAUUAGGAAAGAACCAAAUUUGUUAAAAUAAAUAUUGUCUUAAAUAAACGUUUUAUAUAUUAAGAA